Mercenaria mercenaria is the source of this 7915-nucleotide messenger RNA. RefSeq lists its product as uncharacterized. The transcript is spliced from 5 exons. The coding region runs from base 145 to 1269 and encodes 374 amino acids. The record is from RefSeq and is a predicted model, not a curated record. NCBI's taxonomy places the organism in Eukaryota, Metazoa, Mollusca, Bivalvia, Venerida, Veneridae.
UUUACACGUAGCACCGGGUGAUAAAAAUCGAUGAAUUAUUUUUAAAACUAAUUUACAACAAAAAAUGAGUUCAUGCAUAUGUGUUGUACAUAUGACUAGCCAGGGACAGGGACCAAUAUGUAGAUAAAGUAUACACUCUGGACAAUGGCGCUGAGUUACCAAUUUGAUGGAGCUGUUAUUAUACUGAUCUUAUUCGUCAGCAGUGGAGUAAUUCUUGCUGAACAAGCACUACCAUUGCCCACAGAGAGCAGUGAUGGCAAGGAAGUCACGUCAGAACCUACUCCGACAGUGAAGUCAAACAUAUCUGAACCUAAACAUUCACCUGACGAUUCUACUACACAGUCAACCAAACCUGACAGUCAAGAAGAAGCCAGCACUGCUACAGAACCAAGCAAGAAUGACCCUGAUACUGUCACACAAAAUCCAUCUGUCCAACAGAAUUCCAGUAAAGCCUCUACACAAAAGGAAGCCAUAGACACUACACAAAAUCCAAAUCUGCACAAAGACAUAACGGAAAGCAAAUCUGAAACCACAGACAACAAAAUUCCACAAUCAAAUUCAAAUGACACAGGCAAUAAAAGUGGUGAGACUCCAUCACAAGUAGAUACAACAACCUCUGAUACAAAGCAGGAUAAGAAAAAUAAGACAAACACAGGGUCUGAUGUAACAACCCAGUUUAUGCCCGUGACCUUUGACACUAGAUGGAUGGACACUUUUAUUCACACACAUCAUUUUGAGGGUCAAUAUACGUUCAAUGGUGUGAGAUACUUGUUUGAUUUUGUUAUACGAUACAAGCAUCCGAGUGAUCCGAGGACCUUGGUUACUAAUUUCUACGAUGCUGAUGGAGCUGUUCUAGAGUUCAAUGGUACAUCAGCUGAUGGUCAUGUGAUAGUAUUUACAUUGUCAAAGAUCUACACGCCAGGUGUGAGGUUUCCUCUACAGGAGCCAUUGGAGGUUACAGGGUCUUUUCCAAGGACUGACCAACCAUACUUCACAGGAAAUUUCACCAAACCCAUCAAUUCUUCAUUUUCAUGGUUCCACAUGAAUAAAGGGCUUGGUGCAAUAGAGACUGGUGAGACAGCUGGUACGAGGACAGCCAUAGUUAUCAUCAUACCUACCAGUAUAGCAUUUCUAGGUAUCUGCGGGACAGUUGCAAUUAUUUGUUGGGCGUCAAAGAAAGGAUACCUGCGGGGGCGUCACAAGUCCUACAGACUCUUCACCGAUGCACAAGUUUCAUAUGAAUCAGAAGCAGAAACAAUUCAUAUCUAAUUACACUGAUGUACGUGUUUUAGUUGAAUCUAAAGCAGAAAGAAUUCAUAUCUAAUUUCAAGUUGAUAAUUUCACCAUUCUAUAUGUACAGUAAAACAUCAUUUGCUCAAGCAUUGAUUGGCACAUGCACAAGGGCUGAUGUAAGCAAUGAAUGUUGGUCCCCGGCCACAUCCUGUACAUUGUUCAAGAUCCCAAAUAUUCUUGAGCAUUUUAUUUAUCCUCGUGCGUCUUUGAGCAGACUAUGUUUUACUAUAUGUCUAUUGUCAGCUUAAAAAAAGACACAGACAAAAGUAAUUUCUCAUAUAUUUAUACAGAGUUUAUAUUUUAAUUUUCUUUUAAAAAAAAAGAGAAAUUUGAAAGUUGUAUUUUGAACAUGUAAAAAGGUUGUGACAAUGUUUUAAGUUUGAAAAGAAUCCGAGAUUAAAGAAUGCCAGACAAUCAGAAAAAUGGUGGGUUGUUCUAUAUCCGAUAUGGAAUGACUUGGCUAAUACUUGAAUUUGUAUAUUUCUGCAAUGCUGAAGUGAUCUAUAUAUAAACUGGCAUUUGUCAUUUUUGAAAUAUUUUUUACUGAAAUGUCUCAUUCACAUUUCAGUUUGAUAUGAGACUUUACAUGACAAAACUUAAAAAAAAAAAAAUUUUUAUAAAAAGUUAAGAAAAGACUUUACAUAAUGAAAAUUACAGAUUAAAUGACAUGUUUAAAAAAUUCUGGGACCAAUUAAUAAAACGCUAUUUGCUUGUAAAAUAGGACCAAUAUUAAUAGUCAGAUUGUGUUAUUCUCCUACAGUUGGACUUACUUUAUCUGUAACAGGAUUUUUAUGCAAACUGUGGCUUUAAUCCACUUACAUGUAAUCUGUAACAGGGUUUUUACUAGGCAAAUUUUGGCAUAAAUUCACUUUAUUUUGUAACAAGGUUUUUAGUCAAAAUGGGGCUUUUAUCGACCUAAUCUGUUGCAGGGUUUUAAGGCAUUUAUGCAAAAUGGGGCUUUUAUCCACUUUAUCUGUUACAAGGUUUUAGGCAAAUUGUAGUUUUUAUCCACCUAAUCUGUUACAGGCGUUUUAGACAAAUUGCGGUUUUUAUCCACCUUACCUGUUACAGGGUUUUUUGGCAAAUUGUUGUUUUUAUCCACCUUAGUUAAUAUCUGUUACAGGCUUUUUAGACAAAUUGCAGUUUUUAUCCAUCUGAUCUGUUACAGGGUUUUUAGGCAAAUUGCGGUUUUUAGCUCGACUAUUCGAAGAAUAAGUAGAGCUGUCCUACUCACCACGGCGUCAGCGUCGGCGUCAGUGUCCGCGUCGGCGUCGGCGUCACACCUUGGUUAAGUUUUUCGUACCAGUCCACAUUUUAACAAAGUCUUUUGAGAUAAAGCUUUGAAACUUUCAACACUUGUUUACCAUCAUCAUGGCCAGUUAUAGGCAAGAGCACAUAACUCCAUCAAUGAUUUUGGCUGAAUUAUGGCCCCUUUUGACUUAGAAAUCAUGGUUAAGUUUUUCGUACCAGUUCAUAUUUUGACAAAGUCUUUUAAGAUAAAGCUUUGAAACUUUCAACACUUGUUUACCAUCAUCAUGGCCAGUUAUAGGCAAGAGUACAUAACUCCAUCAGGGAUUUUGGCUGAAUUAUGGCCCCUUUUGACUUAGAAAUCAUGGUUAAGUUUUUCGUACCAGUUCAUAUUUUGACAAAGUCUUUUAAGAUAAAGCUUUGAAACUUUCAACACUUGUUUACCAUCAUCAUGGCCAGUUAUAGGCAAGAGCACAUAACUCAUUCAAUGAUUUUGGCUGAAUUAUGGCCCCUUUUGACUUAGAAUUCAUGGUUAAGUUUUUCGUACCAGUUCAUAUUUUGACAAAGUCUUUUAAGAUAAAGCUUUGAAACUUUCAACACUUGUUUACCAUCACCAUGGCCAGUUAUAGGCAAGAGUACAUAACUCCAUCAGGGAUUUUGGCUGAAUUAUGGCCCCUUUUGACUUAGAAAUCUUGGUUAAUAUUUCGUACCAGUUCAUAUUUUGACAAAGUCUUUUCAGACAAAGCUUUGAAACUUUCAACACCUGUUUACCAUCACCAUGUCCAGUUAUAGGCAAGAGUACAUAACUCCAUCAAGGAUUUUGGCUGAAUUAUAGCCCCUUUUGACUUAGAAAUCUUUGUUAAGUUUUUCGUACCAGUUCAUAUUUUUAUAAAGUGUUUGACAUAUGGCUUUGAAACUUUUAUCACUUGUUUAGUAUAAUAGUCUCUAUCUGUAGGAAAUAACUCUGUCGUCUAUUUUGGCUGAAUUAUUGUCCUUUUUGGACUUUGAAAUUGCCUCAUAUAUUGUCAUUUAGUGCAAAACUUAUCGAAAUCAAAGUAAUACAGGAACAUUGUUUGUCUAAUCUAUUUAUUUCUUUAGUCUGAAUAUCCGUGGAAAUAUUUUGACCCCAUUCUUCAAUCAAUUCUUCGAAUAGUCGAGUGCGCUGUCAUCAGACAGUUUUUAUCCAUCUGAUCUGUUACAGGGUUUUUAGACAAAUUGCGGUUUUUAUCCAUCUGAUCUGUUACAGGGUUUUUAGGCAAAUUGUGGUUUUUAUCCACCUUACCUGUUACAGGUUUUUUUUUGGCAAAUUGUUGUUUUUAUCCACCUUAGUUAAUAUCUGUUACAGGCUUUUUAGACAAAUUGCGGUUUUUAUCCAUCUGAUCUGUUACAGGGUUUUUAGGCAAAUUGCGGUUUUUAUCCAUCUGAUCUGUUACAGGGUUUUUAGACAAAUUGCGGUUUUUAUCCAUCUGAUCUGUUACAGGGUUUUUAGACAAAUUGCGGUUUUUAUCCAUCUGAUCUGUUACAGGGUUUUUAGGCAAAUUGUGGUUUUUAUCCACCUGAUCUGUUUCAGUGCUUUUAGACAAAUUGUGUCGUUUAUUAUGGGGCUGAUACCUUAAGAAUGCCAAAUUUUAUGGCCAAAAAAUCUAUUUUUAGCUUGACUUUUGGAAGAAAAUGUAGAGCUGUUGCAAUCGCCCAAUCGUCUGCGUCAGCUUGGUGUUGGCAUCGCAGUUGGUUAAAGUUUUUGAUUAAGUCAAAUAUCAUUGUUACUAUCAGAGUUGUUGACUUGAAACUUAAAAUAUUAUUUUCUAUCGUAGUCUACAUCAAGAGAAACAGUCCCCAUAACUCAAAAUUGAAUUUUGACAAAUUUGUGCCCCUUUUUAACUUAGAAUUUUUUGUUGAAAGUUUAUGAUGAAGUCAAAUAUCUCGAUUACUAUCAAAGCUUUUGACUUGAAGCUUUAAAUGGUUAUUUACUAUGAUCAAAGUCUACACCAGGAGAAACAAUCUAUGUAACUCUGCUUUGAAAUUUGACAAAGUUAUGCACCUUUUUUGCUUAGAAUUUUUGGUUUUCUCAUGGCGCAGUUCAUAUAAUAUCAAUAUCAAGCUGUCUUAUAUUUAAAGAGAAAUUAAAGAAAAAAGCCUUGUUAAGAAAGAGGUAGGUCUAAUAGUAGGCCUUGAUUUGUUGUAUUUAUAUAUUUAGGAAAUGUUGUGCAAGGAAAAGUAUGGUUGUUUGAAGGAAAAUAGCCUAGAGCAGCAUCUAAAAGUUUGUCCUCUUACUUACUGUAAGGGGAGAGCACUCUAGAAAGUUUGGUCAGAAUUAAUCAAAGUAGUAGGAGUUGGCUGUUCUUGACAAAUCUAUUGACUUUUUCUAUAAACAAAGUUGUAUAGAGUUUAAUUGUUGUUUAUAAGGAUUUUUGAUGGUAAAGGUUUUUUUUAUACUUUAACAUAUAUUGCGCGAAUAUGUAAGAAAAUGUAAUAACUGAUCAGAGUCAUUGCGGCGUUUACGGUAUGUAUGUUUGAACUGAAACAAAUGCAACAUGUAGAUUUUGAUUAGCAAUUUCUGAAAUCCUUAGGUGGUAAUAUUACACGCUUUCCUUAUAAAAAGGGGUAAAAUUAUUAAAUGCCAUAGUGUGCAAUCAUUGAUAUUGUGGUCGAUUAAUUUUCGUGGAUUUUGUGGUAAGUUGCGUCAGUCCUCGAAAGUUUGUCCCAAUGAUCUAAACAAAAUUUCCAAUUAUUGUAUCUCUAAAAUUUGAAAUGCAUGAAUUGAUGCACCGCAAAACGGCAAAUUUUGCUGAAACCACGAAAUUUCAUGCCCAUGAAAUUAAAGGAUUUAAGAGUAUUUGCAUGGGAAUUUCAUGGUUUAACAACACGAGCACUUUUGAAGCACACUGUUCAUUUUGUUUAAACAAUGAUGGAAAUUGCCCCAAAAAAGUAUUUCAGUAAUUUUACAUUUUUUACAUUUUUUAGAAUAUGAACAUGAAAUACAGACUCUCAAAAUUUGCAGGAAAUACAAUGGAAUCAUUUACAUUCAUGGGAGACUAAAUUUCUUGGUUUUCGUGAUUGGUCAAAACUCAUUGGACAUAUUGAAUCCCCAUAUCUCCAAAAGGGGAAAAAGGUAAAAUCUAUAAAUUUAUAUUUCCAUGAAAUAAUGGUUUCUUGCCAAAAGCACAAAAUUUCAUGUCCACAAAUUUUAAUGAUUUUACUGUAGAAGACUCUGUAUGGUGUACAUGAAAAAAUAUAAUUUCUGUUAGAAAUGUUGUAGUGAAUUUUGUAACUUGAAUAUUACUCUGUGAUUGUCAGACAUCUGAGUGUUAACUUCUGACCACAAACUCUGUACAUGUUAUUCUUUUACUGUAAUUUAUUGAUUUUGCAAAGAAUAUUUUAAGUGUCAUGUUUCUUGAUGAAAAUUUACAAAAGAUUUUUUUAGUCUUUCUAUUGCAAUAAUACCAACUACAGAAAGUAUUUCUGAAUAAAUGGGCCACACCAUGUGAAAACCAACAUAGUGCAUUUGUGACCAGCAUGGAUCCAGACAAGCCCGCGCGUCCGCAAAAUCUAGUCAGGAUCCAUACUAAUAAAUAAUGGUUUAUCUAAUCGCAAUAGGGUUCAAAAGUAUACAGUAUGGAUCCAGACAGAUGUAUGCGCAGGCUGGUCUGGAUCCAUGCUGGGUGCAAAUGCACUACGAUGGUUGUCUCAUGGUGCGGCUCAUUUCAUAAAAUUAAUCUUAAAUCUGGAGGUAUGCAGCUGUAAGCAUUGAACUCUAUACAUAACAAUAUAUACCCAGUACUUUUCAUUUAGAUGAAAGCCCUUUGAGGAGUUGUGUAAACAUUUUAGUAAUAAAUAUAGAAAUUUUGUGUUAAAUUACCAAAAAUAAUCUUCUGUUAGUAUUGUUAUGUAUUUAUAGAUACAAUUCUUGUGUUAUGGUGUUCAUUCGUAGUUAUGCUGUAGUUCAAACUAUUUUUGACCCCGCCACCCCACCCUCUCCAAAGUGUUGAAAACACAGGAGACAUAUGGUGUUUUUUUGUCUGCCAUUCUGUCUGUCUCCCUUUCUUUUGUACUAGUACACAUCUUCUACAAUUAUUUUCAUCCUAUUCAAAUGAAACAUGGUAUGCAUUCACUUUUGCAAGUGCAUUUUUUAAAAAUAUUUUGUCUAAUUUUUACUUCAUUUAAAAUGUUAAUUGUCGAGUUCAAAAGGGACAUCUGAUGAAAUUUAUAAUAGUCAUGGAAAGUAUUUAGGGACCUCGCUGGUGAACUUUAAUUUUGGAAAUUUAUACCUCAGACUGUGAAGACUUUUUAUGCUGGAACUCUGAUAAUUUGAGAACAAUCAUCCGCUCAGACUUGCAAUUUAUGGCGUAAUGGUUAAGGUGCCAGCUUUAGCUAUGGAAGGUUGAAUGUAUGAAGGCCAUUGAAUGGUUCAUGUGUGAUCAGCUGAUACGGCUGCUAGCUGGUUAAAUAACAGUUAAUAAUUUCCUUCCUUUCUGAUGCCUAUACAGGAUUUUGGAUGUAAAUUUGAGCCGCGCCAUGAGAAAACCAACAUAGUGGCUUUGCGACCAGCAUGGAUCCAGACCAGCCUGUGCAUCCGCGCAUUUGAAAGCAAACAGCAUAGAUCCUGACCAGACUGCACAGAUGCGCAGGCUGGUCUAGAUCCAUGCUGGUCGAAAACCACUAUGUUGGUUUUCUCAUGGCGUGGCUCAUUUGUUGAAGGCAGAGAUGUCACAUAAGAUGAAUGGCUGGACCUUUCAAAAGAUAUAAAACUAUAAUCAAUAAAAAUUCAGAAACAUCAAUAUAUAAAAUGGUCCUGUUUUACUUGACAUGUCUCAGAGAUAUAAAAUGGUCCUUUUUGACUCGACACAUCUCACAUACAUGUAUUUUAAAAUAUACCAUGUUUUAGUAUAUGUUGCACAUAGUAAUUUUUAUACCAAAGUAAAAAAUCAGUUUAUUAAUUGCCAUAUUAAUGCCAUCUAAACGUCUGUGCAAUACAAUAGUUUUACCUAUAUGUUAAAAAAUAUUUUUAUUAUGCCAGUGUUUUUAUGCCCCCAGCAUCUACUGAUGCGGGAGGCAUAUAGUAAUUGUCCUGUUCGUCCGUCCGUUCGUUUGUCUGUCCGUUCUUCCGUACAAGGUUAACCAAAUGGGACCGUUUCGUCUAGCAUCAAUACCCCUAACUAGAAUGACUUGAUACUAAUGCAGAUGUAACCUGUUACCAUUCCUCAUCUUCAGACAUCACCUGACCUCAGUUUGACCUUGACCUUGAAUUUGACCUCGUUUUGGACUUAGAUUGCUUUGUAUCGACAAGGAUACCACCGGGGGGCAUCAAGCGUUUAUUGAAUGCAGCUACUUAUUUUUUGUUAAGAUUUCAGUUAAUACAAUAUAUCAUAUGUCA